Messenger RNA from Mycena citricolor, 1861 nucleotides. Lineage: Eukaryota; Fungi; Basidiomycota; Agaricomycetes; Agaricales; Mycenaceae. The record is from the annotation of a GenBank genome assembly.
AUGGAAAAAUAUAGCGGGUUUCGGGACGCUGGUACUGGCGUUCAGGUGAACAUGGAAAAAUAUCUUGAUACCCAGUCUCACGAGCUUCAGCCGUUUUUACCACUGGUCCCCCCAGCUUCGAAUAUCCUCACCAAAAUUCUCACCCCGAUUGGAUACUGCGUCGGGGCUGUCCGUCUCGUCUUGCUGCUGGCAAUCCUGUUGGUGCGCCUCGCAGGGAGCGUUAUUCUCAUCAUCUUUUCUGCUAUUCCUCCACUCCACCGAAUCCUCAAUCACACCUUGACUGCGUUCACUGCCCGGCUGGCGUUGUUCAUUCUCGGCCUCUUCUGGAUCACAGUCGACAACGUCACUCGCAAACGCGGCCGUUCCGCAAAAGAUGUCGAGAGCUGGAGCCCACGUGGAGGAGAUCUUAUUGUAUCAAACUGGGUUUCCUGGGUCGAAGUCCUAUGGCUUGCCUUCCGGUUCGAUCCCAUAUUUGUCUUGCCGGUCUCGCAGACGGACCCAUUAUCCACUGGGACUGUACGGGGCUCAGAUCCCGUAACCCACACGCCUGGCCGUCGGACAGGCACUGGCUCAGCCAACAUAUCAGCGCCACAGCGUGCUGCCACUCAACGCAUUUCUAUCCUGGGCUUCCGCCAAGUCUCAUUGCUGUCGAUGAUUUCCGCGACCGGUCACGCUCCAUCUUCGACCGGACCGUACGAGAGUCUAGAUGAGAUUCGGGGUCGAUCUGCCCGCCCUGUCGUUGUGUUCCCCGAAUGCACCACUAGCAACGGCCGUGGUCUCCUCCGAUUCGCACAGGUUUUUCGGAAAGAGAUCCCGGUGAAAGGGUACAGCGUUUUCGUCAUGUGUGUCAGAUACGAUCCUCCCACCCAGCACGCGGCGACACUCGCUCACACCAUUCCCGGUGCCGGCAAUCCACUUGGACACCUCUUUUCUACCGCAGCUUCUCUCGCACCGCAAAGCGUUUCUGUUCGACUCCUCGCUCCAUCAGAAUCUCCUGGCUCGCAGCUGUUCCUUGCCAGCGAAGUUCUGGGCAACUACAGCGAGGGAGAUCAGCUCUCCGAAGCAUGUGCCGUCCUCAUCGCCCAGAUGGGCAAGAUGAAACGAACGGGCCUGGGCUGGGAGGACAAGGUUCGAUUCCUCGACCUGUUCCGCGCGAAAGAGAGGAGGCAGUGAUGUUCAUUCGAAGGUAUGCAUGAGUUUCCAGAGUGAUAUGCAGUGAUUGAGCAAUUUAUCGAUAAGCGAAUGUCAGUAUGAAUUCGAGGAAUGACACCCCGGCUGCUGCAGGUUUCGGUCGUAAAAUUCACGGAUGUAUGCUUUGUAAUUGGGUUGCAGGACCUGAUCGUGACUGCCCGUCCCAUUUUCCCCGCCCUGGUGAUGUCCCCGAGGCGUGUGGGAAUACAAUGCGUCCCCGAGACUCUUCAGUGGUGUGUAUGGGGUCUCCGCGCGCUCGAAGAGACCCUGAUCCGAGACAUGAGAGUGUCCCCCGACGAGUGAGUACCGGGAUGCGGAAGUAGGGAAUCCACGCGUCCGACCUUCUCCGGGAGACCGCAAGAAAAGAGUCGAAGGGGGGUGGGCAUGUGCGUGUGCGCGCCAGCGUGGAGGAGACCGCGAGCGCGAGCGCCGCGAAUGUUCACUGCUCAUAAUUUGAGUAUGUUGCGUGGCGCCAUUAGACUGCGACAAGGGCGCGCAUACGACCACCGGGGACCCUCCAAGGUCUCGCCCAUUCAGAGUGCGGAUCGCUUCCUCGGCAUCCUCCCGCAGCAAGUAUUCAAUAAAGCCCCGUCUGUUGCCUCCUGGACGCGUAUUGGAUUCCGUGAGCUGGAUGAGAUCGCAAAAUGCUACGAUGCCGCCCGCACUUCGC